AUGAAGACAAUCGGUCCUCCAAUUAUGCAAGCAAAUCCAGCAGUUUCAUUCCUCCCAAUCCGGACCAAAACCCCUCAAAGAACUCAUCUUUUUCAACAACACCAGCAUUCUCAACCAAGUAGAAGAAAGGAUUUUGCCUCAUCAUCGUCUCUCAUUCUGGCUCUCAGUAGGAAGAAACCAUUGCUCAUCCCAAAAAACAAUCUUGAUCAUCAUAAUCCGAAACAACAAACCAACCAGAUUACAGGGGAGCCCUGUUCUUCGUCUUCCUCUGCUUGGGUGGUGGGGACUGCGGUGGCUGCAAUGGUGGUGGUGGUGAUGGGUUUGGAUGACCAAAAGGCGUGGGCUUUGGGACCAGAAGGCCCAAUGGUGGAGGAAUUCUGGGACAACAUGAGGAGGUAUGCGCUGUAUGCGUUGACAGUCAGCACAGGGGCACUUUACAUUGUGUUCCAACCCAUACUGGAGCUGCUCAAGAAUCCCAUUUCUGCUAUUUUGAUCCUAAUUGUUGCCGGGGCUGGUUUCUAUGCUGUUUCCCAGGUGCUUUCUGCCAUGGUUGGGGUCUCUGAUUUCUCUUACGAUUAUGCCAAUUGA
Messenger RNA from Oldenlandia corymbosa var. corymbosa, 588 nucleotides. NCBI's taxonomy places the organism in Eukaryota, Viridiplantae, Streptophyta, Magnoliopsida, Gentianales, Rubiaceae. The record is from the annotation of a GenBank genome assembly.